This is a messenger RNA of Sphaerodactylus townsendi, 3097 nucleotides long. Its product is annotated as parapinopsin-like. Gene Ontology annotation, cellular component: photoreceptor outer segment; membrane. Gene Ontology annotation, molecular function: G protein-coupled receptor activity. Bases 481 to 1569 code for a protein of 362 amino acids. The record is from RefSeq and is a predicted model, not a curated record. The transcript is spliced from 5 exons. Lineage: Eukaryota; Metazoa; Chordata; Lepidosauria; Squamata; Sphaerodactylidae. Gene Ontology annotation, biological process: G protein-coupled receptor signaling pathway; visual perception.
CACCUCCAGGACCGCGGGGAACCAGAUGUAGAAGCGACGUGCCUUCGAAGCUUUGCAAGCCGGGGCAGACGAAACUGGGGCACGUCUUCUUAAAGUGGUUUUCUGCAGGUGUGUCACGGCACGCCUAGAGCGCCGCCGGGGAAUUGAAGAACUGGCAUGGGAGAGUAACUUGGCAACAGCACACCGUUAGGAGAAGAUCUUUUGGCUCUGAAGGAGAAAAAGAGAAAUCACUUCCUUGCAGUUUUGAAAGAUACCGUCUUUGAUGUAAUGAAAACAUACUUCAAUGGCCUAAUUUACAGUAGCCUUCAGAUUAUCUGCAUCGCCUGUCUAACACUGACCGUCAGUUGCAGAAAAAGUGGCACAAUAUGUUUAUGGAAUUUGCAGUCCAAUGUUUUAACAGGUGGUCCACCAUGACUGGCAAGAAAGCUAUCUUCGGACGGUGAUAAACCUGAAAAUGAGGUUCUUCGUUGUUAUCUCACUAUGAUGUCAGAAAUGAAUGCCAGCUGGACAUUCAACCUGGACAAAUCUACGGAUGCGUUGGGAACUGGCCUCUCUAGAAAGGGGCACAUCAUUGUGGCGGUUUUUCUUGGACUAAUAAUGAUUUUUGGCUUCUGGAACAAUUUGAUCGUCCUCAUUCUCUUCUGCAAGUUUAAAGUUCUCCGUAAUCCUGUGAACAUGAUGCUGCUUAACAUCAGUCUCAGCGACAUGCUUGUCUGCAUCUCUGGCACCACCAUCAGUUUUGCAUCCAACAUCUAUGGCAAAUGGCUUGGAGGGGAGUAUGGCUGUCGAUGGUAUGGCUUUGUCAAUUCUUGCUUUGGCAUUGUGUCCCUGAUUUCAUUGGCCAUUCUGUCUUAUGAACGUUACAGAACACUCACACUCUCCAGGAAACAUGGCUCUGAUUAUCAGAAGGUCCUGCUAGGAGUUGGUGGUUCCUGGUUCUAUGCUCUGAUUUGGACCGUGCCACCCCUCUUUGGCUGGGGCAGCUAUGGGAUUGAGGGGGCAGGCACCAGCUGUUCAGUUCAGUGGAGCUCGGAAUCAGUAGAGUCAGUAUCCUACAUCAUCUGCCUCUUCAUGUUCUGCUUAGUCAUCCCAGUAAUGGUCAUGAUAUACAGCUAUGGAUGCCUCUUCUAUGCUGUCAAACAAGUUGGAAAAAUACGGAAGAAUCCUGCCCGGAAACGAGAAUUCCAUGUGCUCUUCAUGGUGAUUACUACUGUCAUCUGCUUCCUGAUUUGUUGGAUGCCUUAUGGAGUUAUAGCACUACUUGCAACGUUUGGUAGGCCGGGCUCACUGACUCCAGUAGCAAGUAUCAUACCAUCUAUUCUGGCAAAGUGCAGCACUGUAUGUAAUCCAGUCAUCUAUAUACUUAUGAAUAAACAGUUCUACAAAUGCUUUCUCAUGCUUUUUCACUGUCAGCCUUCACCAGCGGAUAGAGAAACCAAAUGUCAGUCAAACAUUAUGGUCAUCCAGCUUUACCAGAAUGCAGACGCAGGAGUUACGUGUAAUAGCCAAGUACUUCCACAAACAGGUGAAAAAACGGUCUGUCUCCUGAGCAGAGAAUCAAGUAUGUAGCCAGCUUCAGACAGAAUAUCACAGCUGUCUAAGGAAAAUGCACUCUUGUAAAUGAGCACAAGCUGUCACCAACAUAUAAUCACCAACAUAUGUUACAUUUUUACUACCAAUCUGUUUCACCUUCCCUAAAGGAAUUUACUGUACUUUGACCAGGAAUGAAACAAAAUGUAUGGGUAUCACUCAUACAGAAGUAAUAGUAAUUACUGGGCUGAAAAACCAUGGGAAAAAGAUUAAAUAUCUUUGAAUAUCUUAUAAUCCAGCAAAGUCCAUUAAUCAAGCACAAUCCAGUAUGAAAGGUUUUUUGAAUCCCCUUCUUACAGUUCCCCCGACCCUUCCCCCCCAAACAACAAACACAGGGGUUUCAUCAAGCUUUGCAUGAUCCACCAACAUACAGGGUGGAGGACCAAUUAAGGGUGAGGGUUAGGGCUGGGUUCUUAACUUUUGUAUGAUAUGCUGUUUUUAAGAGAUGAUUUUAUGUAUGGGGAUGUUUUAACGUUGUAGCCGCCUUGAAAUCUUGGGGAUAGGAGGGGUUUACAUUUUAAAACUAAAUAAAUUCAUGGACAGCGAGCUAUGUAAGCCUGGAAUACAUGGAGUGGUUUCAACAGCUCUUCUCCUUCCUAUUUCCACAUUUUAUCCAGAUGAACUAGCAGCAGAAUGUGGAGAUUCUCCCCUUUCAAAAGAUGACUUGUUAAAAUCCUUGCAUAUAUAAAGGAACGUAUAUUAAAGGCCCUUAUUUAAAUUUAUUUUGUUUUUGGCAUCUACAAUUGCCCUAGAGCUUUCCCAUUUCCAGAAUGCAUCUUUUGCACACAGGAAUUUGUUUUUGUAAUUAACAAACUAAUUAAAAAGCUAUUUCAGAAGUCUGAACGCAAACAAAAUGAUUUAAUUUAUUUUGCACUAAUUCUCAUCCCAAAACAGUUAAAAAAAUUAAUACAAUUUGAAGGUUCGUCGUAAAUUCAACUCAGUUUCUAGUUUAGUAAUAGCUACGCUUCCAAACGUAAUUAAAAUUCAAAGUUUUCUCAAAGUGAUGAGAACAUACAAGUCCUCGUUCAUGGCCAUAUCUUUGAAGGGGGGGGGGAGUAUCUAAUUUUUCAGGGGGGUUAUUUUCUGGAAUUUGAAAUUAUUUCAGUGUACACAUCAAAUCUAUGUUACUUUCUUAUAGAAAAAUCUGCUUAACCUCCAAAGUUAGCCAAUCAACCCCAGCUGUUUGCAUCAGAGGCCCAUUACAGAAAUCUGACAGAAACAGGAAUAUGUGGUGGUCAUAGUCAUUGUUGCGAGACUGAUGGGAAAUCAGACUCUACACAGAGGACCCAGAGUAAGAGGAAGUUCUUUCAGCAACAAAUUUACACAGAAUUAGAAGACAGGAAACAGGCUUUUUGAGAACCUGGAAUUAGUUAAGGCCCUGACCUACAUAGCCACCCUAGACUAACCUGAUCUCAUCAGAUCUCUCAAGCUAAGUAGGGUUGACUUGAGCAAGUAUUUGGAUUGGAGACCUUUCAAACAAUACCAGGGUUGUGACAUGGAGGCAGGC